Messenger RNA from Oldenlandia corymbosa var. corymbosa, 2814 nucleotides. NCBI's taxonomy places the organism in Eukaryota, Viridiplantae, Streptophyta, Magnoliopsida, Gentianales, Rubiaceae. The record is from the annotation of a GenBank genome assembly.
ACAAGCCGAGUAAUUCCAAAACUAUCGAAAAAUUUGGCUCACAUAAACUCCUAAGUCCUAAAACUAUGCAACAACAGCUUUUUGUAUUUCAUAAUCUGGACAAACAAUUUUUUUUUUAUCUACUUUCCUUUAAUAUUGUUUUAGUUUUAGUUCUUCCUUUCCACCAACUUGAAGAACUAUUAUCCAUGUGCAAUGGAACUAAACAUUUUUGGGCAUAAAAAACAUUUAUGCCAAACUUCAACCCAUUUGAUUGUCUUUCUUUCAUUUGUUUUUCCAACCGAAGUAUCAAAAGCUCGACACUUUUUGAACUCUUGGAAAAGAUUCCAUUCCGUUUUUUAGCGGUUGGUGAUACCGCCACAUUUUGUUCCAAUAUAGUCUUCUAACUCACCUCUCUGGAGAUAAUCAUCUGUCUCCCACACACACACACACACACACACACACACACACACACUCUUCAACUAUGGCUGCAAAUGUUCCUCUUCAAUUCUCGGUAUAUUCACCUCGAACCAAACUCCAUUCUAACAAGAAUUUCAGAGCUACCUUUGGGGACCCUUCUUCAUCUCUUACUCCAGCAUAUGUUAAACUAAACGGGAAUUAUAGAAGCUCUUGCUUGAUUCGCUGUUCUUACAAUGGAAAUGGAAGAGGACCUGUUAGUGCUGAAGGAGGAGGAGGAGGAGGAGCCGGGGAUUCUGUGGAAGAUGGGGUGAAGAGUGUGGAAAAGCUUCUAGAAGAGAAGAGGCGAGCUGAAUUGUCUGCUCGAAUUGCUUCUGGGGCGUUUACGGUUGAGAGACCUGGAUUUCAAUCGGUGCUCAAGAAUUCUUUGUUGAAACUCGGGGUGCCUAAAGAUGUUCUUGAGUUUUUGUGGGAGAAGAUGGGAGCUGGUCAAGACUAUCCGAAAAUUCCCGAAGCAAAAGGUUCCAUUAGUGCCAUCCGUAGUGAGGCUUUCUUCAUUCCUCUGUAUGAGCUUUUUCUCACUUAUGGUGGAAUAUUUAGGUUGACAUUUGGUCCAAAGUCCUUCUUAAUAGUUUCAGAUCCAUCCAUCGCCAAGCAUAUAUUGAAGGAAAACUCGAAGGCUUACUCAAAGGGUAUCCUGGCUGAGAUUUUGGAUUUUGUGAUGGGGAAAGGACUCAUACCUGCUGAUGGGGAGAUAUGGCGCGUCAGGAGGCGUGCUAUAGUCCCAGCAUUGCAUCAAAAGUAUGUAUCUGCAAUGAUUGGAUUGUUUGGACAAGCCACAGACCGGCUCUGCAUGAAGCUUGAUCAAGCAGCUUCAGAUGGAGAGGAUGUGGAAAUGGAGUCCCUUUUCUCCCGGCUCACAUUGGAUAUUAUUGGGAAAGCUGUAUUUAAUUACGAUUUUGAUUCUUUAAAAGUUGAUACGGGAAUAGUAGAGGCUGUAUAUACUGUACUACGAGAAGCAGAAGAUAGAAGUGUUGCACCAAUUCCUGUCUGGGAGAUUCCUGUAUGGAAGGAUAUUUCACCGAGGCAGAAGAAGGUCAAGGCCGCUCUCAAGCUUGUAAAUGACACUCUGAAUGAUCUCAUUGCUAUUUGUAAGAGGAUGGUGGAUGAAGAAGAGUUACAGUUUCACGAAGAAUACAUGAAUGAAAAAGACCCCAGUAUUCUUCAUUUUCUGUUGGCAUCUGGAGAUGAUGUCACUAGCAAACAACUUCGAGAUGACCUGAUGACAAUGCUCAUAGCUGGGCAUGAGACAUCAGCUGCCGUACUGACUUGGACCUUUUAUCUUCUUUCAAAGGAACCUAAUGUUAUGGCCAAGCUUCAAGAUGAGGUUGAUGCAGUCCUUGGUGAUCGAUUCCCAACUGUAGAAGACAUGAAGAAAUUGAAAUAUACAACCCGAGUGAUAAACGAAUCAAUGAGACUGUACCCACAGCCACCGGUUUUGAUUCGUCGUUCCCUUGAGAAUGACAGUCUUGGGAAGUAUCCAAUCAAAAGGGGAGAGGAUAUUUUCAUUUCUGUUUGGAACCUCCAUCGAUGUCCCAACCGUUGGGAAGAUGCAGAUAAGUUCAAACCAGAAAGAUGGCCCUUGGAUGGACCUAAUCCAAAUGAAACCAAUCAGGAUUUCAGUUACUUGCCAUUUGGGGGCGGACCAAGGAAAUGCGUUGGUGACAUGUUUGCUACCUUUGAGAAUAUAGUAGCUGUAUCCAUGCUUGUUCGGCGUUUCAAUUUCCAAAUGGCCCUCGGAGCACCACCUGUUGAGAUGACUACAGGUGCAACUAUUCAUACAACACAAGGAUUGAAGAUGACUGUCACAAGGAGGACAAGACCUCCCAUAGUCCCCAUAUUGGAGCCAAAAUUGAGAACUGAUUCGGACAUCACAGAGCUCAACUCAGUAGAAGAUCAGAAAAAUGAAGUUACUCCUUCUCGCUCUUAGUGUAUAUCAGAAUCUCAUUUCAACAUUACAAAACAGCUGCUAUGCAGAUGGAAUGAUACGGGCAGGUCUCUAAUCUACAACUCAGGAAGUGACAGCUGAACGUUUGCAGCGGCAAAAGAUCAAGUUACCAUAGGGAAAAGCGGAUGGAAAAUAGUUGCUGCAACGUGUGUUGAGUGGGAGUUUCAAUACACUUGGUCACAGGCUGGAUGAUGUUUUCAGCCGUCGAAACAUGUAAAUGUGAUUCAUCAGUGAAAAACAAUGUUACAAAUUUACAGGCAACUGUGCGGGAGUAAUUUCCCAUUAUAGGCUUAUAGAAUCAAUCCAAUGUAUUUGAUUUCCUUGUAAUUGCUUGAUGUCUCUCUUCUGUUAACUCCAAGUCGCAACACCUAGGCCUCUUACACACACAGGAAAUGGCUUAUACAAAAUUCAGA